Molecule: messenger RNA, 1003 nt
Organism: Daucus carota subsp. sativus
Lineage: Eukaryota; Viridiplantae; Streptophyta; Magnoliopsida; Apiales; Apiaceae
Product: dehydration-responsive element-binding protein 1A
Exons: 1
Coding region: 96-767 (223 amino acids)
Biological process (GO): regulation of DNA-templated transcription
Molecular function (GO): DNA binding; DNA-binding transcription factor activity
Source: RefSeq, a predicted model, not a curated record
CACUCACUCAAUUAAAAGUAUCAAGCCAACUCAGAACUAAAGUUCAAAAACACACUCUGCUUUUCACAACUGAAAUAGAAAAUCUACCUACAUAUAUGAAUAAUUCACUGUUAUACUCGGAUGAAGCUAGCUCAUCUCAAUCUACCGAAUACUCAUCAAACACCGAAAGCACUGCAAAUUGCAACGACAUUACUCAAAUUUCGCAUGAAGUUUUGCUAGCCUCAAGAAAUCCGAAGAAGCGGUCCGGGAGGAAGAAAUUUAAGGAGACGCGCCACCCUGUUUACAGAGGAAUCAGGCGUAGAAAUUCAGGCAAGUGGGUUUGCGAGGUUAGAGAGCCUAUCAACAACUCUCGAAUUUGGCUCGGGACUCAUCCCACUGCUGAAAUGGCUGCUCGAGCUAACGAUGUUGCAGCCAUUGCGCUCAGAGGUCGAAAUGCCUGUCUUAAUUUCGCAGACUCUGUGUGGAGGCUGCCAAUUCCUGCUUCUAAUGAUGUUAAAGACAUUCAGAUAGCUGCGGCCAAGGCAGCAGAGGCCUUUAGGCCAAAAAAAAUUGAAAAGACGAUAGAAUCGAGUCCGAUUAAGGCACUCGUAUCUGAAGAAAAUGAUGAGGUGUUAUUCAUGGAUGAGGAAUUGCUAUUUGGAAUGCCUCAAUUCAUCAAACACAUGGCCCAGGGAAUGUUGCUUCCUCCUCCACAAUAUCUACAAAGUGAUAGAUGCUAUGGGGACGAUGACUUGGAAUAUGCUACCGAUAUGUCUUUGUGGUGUUAAACUAUAUUUUGAUGAACACAUGCACUGCAAACUUACCAGUGUUAGAUUGGAACUUGGAAGUACCAGCGGAUUUACAUAAAAUUGUGUUUAGGGAUAUAUAUUUCAUUUCAAAUUUUAGAUUAUAGAUUUCACAUCUUGUUAUCUCUAUGUAUCCGGGGCUUUUUUUAUCCCGGAGACUGAAUAUUAGAAGCUGUUUUGUUUAAACAAAGGAAUGACGGUCUCGUGUUUUUUGUCAA